GGUUACAAACCUUUUAUGGGCCCUACUCAGCUGGGAUAUCAGCAUCUGCAUUAUAGCUCUCAUCUAUUCUUAGGUGGUAUCAGAGCACGACUGAGCAGUGCCCUGUUGCUGCCUUUGAAAGCGGUACAACAUGGCUUACAGUGUGAAUCUGAAUGGACCUGGACCAUGGGGCUUCCGACUGCAAGGGGGCAAGGACUUCAACAUGCCCUUGACCAUCUCCAGAUCUCAAAUCUGCUCCAGAAUGUUCAGAUCUUUCUAGAGAGGUCUUGGCUCCUCCACAAAUCACCUGCAGAAGGCUUAUUUUGCAGUUCAAUGACGAGAGAGGUUACUUACAUAACAAUCACCCCUGGCAGCAAGGCAGCACAGUCGCAGAUGAACCAGGGGGACCUUGUCGUGGCCAUUGAUGGAGUCAACACUGACAGCAUGACCCACCUGGAGGCCCAGAACAAGAUCAAAUCAGCCAGCCAUAACCUGAGCCUCACUCUGCAGAAAUCUAAACGUCCAGUGCCAGUUUCAACCACAGCUCCCAGAAUUGACUCUCCCAGGGCUGUAAUUCCCCAUCAGAAGGAACCUGCUUGGGAAAUCAAUGGCAACAGAACAACCUUCAGUCCUCUAACUAACACGGCGACUGGGCCUAUGAGUAGUGUUUUAGCAACCAAUGGAACAUUUUCAGGCUACCUCAACCAGCAAGAGAUCAGCCUUUCAGAUAGCUCUUCCUACCUAAAGACUACCACAGUUAGAUCUUCCAUGUCCUCUCAGUCUGUGACUUCUGACAUUUCACCUGCCAAGAGCACUUUAGGUUCCAAAGCAAGCCCUGCUUCGGCUGGUGGCAGUAGCCCUGCACACCAGCUGAGCCCUGCGAGGCAGUAUAACAACCCCAUUGGCCUUUACUCGGCAGAGACCCUGAGGGAAAUGGCUGAGAUGCAUAAAUUGAGUCUCAACCGAAGGGCUUCAGAAGGUGGACUUCCUAGAGGUACCCUCCCUUUAAAGGAUCCUCAUGUAGACAGUGCCUCUCCAGUGUAUCAGGCUGUGCUUAAAACUCAGAACAAGCCUGAGGAUGAGAGCGAGGACUGGAGCCGUCGCUCUGCCAACCUGCAGUCCAAGUCCUUCCGCAUCCUUGCCCAGAUGACUGGAACUGAGUACAUGCAAGAUCCAGAUGAAGAAGCCCUGAGGAGGUCAAGAGACAAGGAAAACAUUGCAGCAGCAUCAGAAAACAGUACCCCUGUUGAGCAUGCCCCGGUGGCUCCCAGUUCUGCUGCUCCUGCACCACAUGCUUCAGCACCUCAGCCUGCUACUGCUGCUCCAAACACAGCCAGCCCGAUGACAGCACCAGCCACCACCUCAGUAGUGCAAGAGUCUUUCUCAUCCUCCUUCCAAAGAAACACAAUCCAGUCAUAUACACCAAUGCCAGUCUCUGGAAGCUACAGUGAAAGUCCUGCUCCUUCUGCUGCUUCAAAAAUGAGAGUUGUUACUACUGCCAGCAUAAAGCCCUCUGUCUACCAGCCAGCGCCAGCACCAGUUCAUUCCUACACCCCUGCCAACACGGAGCCUGCGAGUCGCCCUCCCUGGGUAACAGACGACUCCUUUUCCCAGAAAUUUGCACCUGGAAAAUCCACCACCACUGUCACAAAGCACAUCCUACCAAGGGGUGUUCCAGUGCCAUCUCCUGCCACAAUUUCUGCUUACCCGUCUCCAGUUCCAACUUCUUCCCAGCCCCCUGCAUUAGCCCGGGGAACAGUUCAGAGGGCGGAGCGUUUUCCAGCCAGCAGCCGAACUCCUCUCUGUGGGCACUGUAACAGCAUCAUUCGAGGUCCUUUCCUGGUAGCCAUGGGUCGCUCUUGGCACCCAGAAGAAUUCAAUUGUGCUUACUGCAAGACAUCCUUGGCUGACAUGUGCUUUGUGGAGGAGCAGAACAGUGUGUACUGUGAGCGCUGCUAUGAACAGUUCUUUGCACCAACCUGUGCCAGAUGCCACACUAAGAUUAUGGGGGAAGUGAUGCAUGCCCUAAGACAGACUUGGCACACAAGUUGCUUUGUCUGUGCUGCUUGUAAGAAACCAUUUGGGAAUAGCCUGUUCCACAUGGAGGAUGGUGAGCCUUACUGUGAGAAAGAUUAUAUUGCUUUGUUCAGCACAAAAUGUCAUGGCUGUGAUUAUCCUGUUGAAGCUGGAGAUAAAUUCAUUGAAGCUCUUGGACACACUUGGCAUGACACCUGUUUCAUUUGUGCUGUCUGCCAUGUGAAUUUGGAAGGUCAGCCAUUCUACUCCAAGAAGGACAAGCCACUGUGCAAGAAGCAUGCCCAUGCCAUCAAUGUUUAAAAGAAGAGUUGGUAGUCAGUAAUGCUGGGGUAAAACAGAUGACUGACUGGGCAAUCAUAAAGUUGAUAACCAUGGCUAGCAUUUCUCUCGGUAAAAGCUAGAAGUUGGUACUUCUCGAGUUUAACUUUAUCCUCUUUCAUAAAUGCAGAAUGUGCUUUUUGCAAAGUUCAUACAAAAACCUAUUGAAUGAACAGUCAAUAUCAAGUGAACUAAUGCACUAAUCCAUUAUUAGAGCAACAGAUGGCAGAAAUAUUGAAAUUAACUAAAAACCUUAAUAUAAAAAGUAAUGUGCAAAUAUAGUUUUAAGCUAACUACCCGCAGCAGUUUUACUGCUUAGACCACACACUGGUGUUUAAAAACAACUGGGAAAAUACUUCUGUAUUAGGUCAUUUUUCUUUCACAGCAAUAAUGAGUAAGUGCCAUAUGUACAGUCAUCUGUAGAACCAAAGGCCAUAGCUUUCAAAGGGAAAUAAAAUAGAUUAGGGCUUCCUCUAGGAAAAGUGAAUGCUAUUCCAUUGUGUUGUGGUGCUACCUCAUAGCACCAGAUAUUUUAGAUUCUUUCCAAAUAACAAGUCUUCCUUGGAUCCAUAUGUAGGUGGGAAGCCUAGGUGACAAUCCAUAACAGUUUGAAAAUAAAAUGGUUGGGUCAGCCUUGCUAGUGCACUUGGCUUCUAUGUGCACAGUAGAUAAUUCACUCUCAAAUCAUAAUGGAAAAGGACAACUGGCUUUCUCUGAAUUGCUCUUACACUGAAUGGAAUAGAGCUGGCUGGAAAGGCCAACUUUUAAUUCAAAACCAGUUUUCCUUUCCUUCUGCAGAAAAGGAGAUUCAAUCUUGCUUUGGUUUCUAAUUCCCACUGAUAUCAGAGGGAGGUAGGAACCUACGUCUGGACCUUCACACCGGUGAAGGUCAGAAGAAACUCAUCCAUCUAGCACAGCUAGGCUGUGGGAAAUAGCUUGCAAAAGUUCCCUACUGUAUCUCACAUAAUUAGGAAAAAGGCUUUUUUUUUCCUAAAGUGAAUGAAUGAUGAUCAAAAAUUCUUAAGGUAGCAGGCACAUACUCUAUUCCUUUCCUUAAUUUAAAUGCAACACAUCAUGAAUUGUAGCAGUAUUUGCCAUUGGAAAGCAGUAGCUAUGUUCUAACAGUGAGGAUAAUCAUACAGUCAUCUUUUCUAAUAACCAUACAGGCAUCGAUCCUAAUAGUUUGAAAAUAACUUUCAAGUUAGUCAAACAGUUCUUUAUAAAACUCUUUCUUUCAAAUGAGCAAUACCUGUAGUACUGAUAAUACUUUUGAAUUUUUGAAUAUCAAUUUUAUAUUUGAGACAGCAGUUCUGUCUGAUGGAGUUAAGAUGGAAAGUCUGAUCACCAUUCAAGCUUAUUAACUCAUUUAAGUGAGAAUUACGAUGUGUGUGUUGACAGCUUGCAGUACUGACAGUUUUGAAUUAGUACUUCUGAGGCUGAGGAUGCUUUCUGUGGGCCACAUGCUGGUGUCAUCUGCACCUAUUUUACCUUGUGUUCUGAGUAGCAAAAAAUUACAUAACAUUGUCUGUCUUGUCCCUCCCAUGGGUAAUGCCCAUUUCAUUUGUGUGUCUUUUAAGGGAUGAAAAACUAUCCAAAGCUUGGGGGAGGAUUAAAUGAAAUUUGGAGUUCUAAUAUAAGAGCUAAGUUAGCUGCAGGCAGUCUGCAUCUUGGACAAAAAUAACAGCGUGAACUGCCUGUGGCAGUUUUGACAUGUAUGACUUGUAUUUAUUCAGUAGGUAUCUUAGUUUUCACUGAUCUUAGCAGUGAUCUGAUCUCCAUUGCUACAGGGUCAGAUUUUUGUAUGCAUGAAUUAUUCUUAAACACUAGUACAUUAUACACAAAGCCCUUUUUUCCUUUCUUUUUUUUUUUUUCCUUUUUCUUUUUUUCUAUAAGUAAGCAAAUUUUCUGUUUUCAGUUGGUGCUGGGCUGGUGUGAAUACGGUCUCACAGAUUAUAAAAUCCAAAAAUCUGGCUCAUAAUAUUCUCCAGAGGAAUAAAUCAUAAUUAUGGAAGUUAAAUAUUUUUCCACUCCUAUUUGACUUCAUUAAAUACAUAUUCACACAAGUGAGAAAAUUCUACAUUUCCUUUUCAUUUUUCAGUGCCAUUCGAAAAAAUGCUGUUUAUUAUUAAUUGUUCUUUGAGAGAAUUCACAUCAGCAUACUCUCUCCUGAGAAUGCAUUGAAGAUAUUCUUUAGGCAGAUUUGUGUCAGUGUUGGCCACUGACAGGGUCUAAUCUCUGACUGCAACAUCAGAACAGGGAGUCAGGCUCCAUGGGAAGGGCUUGUGAUGAUGCUUCAGGAGAAUUUCACGGGGUCUUUCCCCUCUGAUCCGCGUGUGUUUAUGUGUGUGUCUCAUUCUCCCCUCCACCUUCCCCCUCCGUGUCCCUGUAAGACUCCUCUCCGUGGCAGCACGAAGGAUAAAUCAUUUUAGGAUCUGGCCAGGCAUGUCGGGCUGCAGCUUAGGGAGGAGUAGAGUCUGGGAAGCCGCUGGCAGGCAGCACGGCUGGGGCUGAGCUUCCUCCAGGUCCCUGCGUAGGGCAGAAGUGGCAGCCGGAGUUCCCGGCGUGGGGCGGGGUGUGGGAAUCGGGGCCUGCCCGGAGGAGAGGGGAGGGGAGGGGAGGAGAGGCUGGCAUCUCACCGGGGAGAGAACCUGAGACAGCCGGAAUGCAGGGGCUCUGCGGGCCUCCCUGAGUGGCGAAAGAUGAGGCACUGAGGACACGGGAAGCCCGUCCUGAGGCAGGGCUUGGAGGGGAGGAGCAGCCAAGUCAGGCCGGUUUCACCAAGCCGGCAGGUCAGAGUAGAGGUGGGGUGGGGGGCAGCCAGGAUGACUCACCACAGUCAGGGAGAGGGCUCCAAGUAGGAAAUAAGGGUGGAAGUAGCUCCCGAUAGCCCAGAGAGGUGGUUUGAAUACGUUCAGAGGGGUGAGCAAGGAUACAAUCUGGUAAAUCUGAAGCCUGGACUGCAGGGAAGGGAAUGCAGGGUAUGUAAGCAGGGCUGAGCUGGCUUGCAGGGGGGCAGCAGCGCAGACCUCAGAGGGAGCCGUGCUGGCUUGAGAGAGUCCUGAAGAUUUCCUUGGGCAGAGAAGCUGCGCUGCAUGCCCUGCCUCCAGCUGGUGCCUGAGCGAGUGAGAUUAAAGCGAGUUUACAUAGCACUAUAUGAGCUACGGUGAUAUCUCUGAAUGAAGAACAGAGAUACCCUGAGGAUUAUCAUGUAAUAAAAUUUUCCUGUUAUGACUUGUGCUGCUUCAUAAUGUGGUCCAAAAACAGGGAAUCCACGUACCCGCCCUUGAUAUCUAUAUUAGGAUAUAAUUUUUGCACAUAUCUGAACCAGAAAUUCGUGAAUAAAUAAUGUAGCAUUUUAACUUUCACAGGGGUAGAAUACCACAUAACUGCUGAUACUCUUCUGCUACGUCACUUUUGUGAUAGGGAGAGGGUAAAAUGCAUAUAUAUAUAUAUAAUAAUAUAUGUAUCUCUAAAUUCAGAAAAUGGCCUUUGAACUAUCACUGAAAAUAAUGUACAAAAAUAUGCAAAAUGAAUAAUGUGUACUUGAUUAUGUUUUAUGUCUUGUAAGAAAUGCCUGGGAUAAGUCCUAAGUUCUUUUGAAUAUUCCUUUUAAUUCUAAUUAAUGUGAGGUUUUACCCAGUAAAUCAAAGAUACUGUACCUCUGAAUGAUCAAUUUAAAAGAUCAGUCUUUUGUCUAACUAAAAAGUGUUCAAUAACUUUUCAGUCAAAGGAUUCAAAAGCUUUUUUAAAUUCUUUUCUCUCUUUUGGGGUUCUUUUUUGCAGAACAGGGCAAAUUAAAUGUUUCCAAAGAAGGCUACUUUUAUUAUCUGGACAAAAUAAAACAAUCUUAGGACUUCUUUUCAUUAGUUUUUACUAUAUUAGAUUCACACAUUACACAAUUCUAAAAUCAAUUCAAAACAAGGAAAAAUAUUUUCCAUUGGUCCUUCAGUGGUCAGUACUUUGGGUGAAAUGUUUUGCUGAAGAUUACUUGUAUUUAUGUUUAAUAAUGUGAAUGUCCACAGCACUGAACACACUCAUUAGUGUCUAAUGCUGGGCACACUAAUGUUUGUUUGCAAUAUUUGUCUCCUGAUAGUGGAUAUUAAUUUGUUUAGUAUUUAUAAACAUCAAAAUUUGAAACUGAGUGAUUUAUUGCCUGCAGUGAUCAUAUAUUAGAAGUCUAGGUUUUAUAAUAUUUUGACAUGUUGACUUGAUGCCACAAGUGCCCUUGCUUUUAGAUAGAUAUUUUUUCCUAAGUUGCUAGUUAUUUCAGAACAGAAUGUCUGGUGGUUUAUGAGAUGUGAGUAAUUACGUUGCAUGGAUUAUCUGUGCCAACAUGAAUAAAACAGUCUAGUAAUAAAAGCAAUGUGCAAAUACAGUUUAAACUUUAUGAUUUGGGUAUAUUUAUUAAUAUGCCAUGUGAACAGCUGACAGCUUUUAGCCAUGUAAUAUCAGUAAGAAAGCAUACUCAAGCUUGUACUCUCUACUUCAGACCUGAAAAUAAAAAUUAAAAGCAUUGGUUUCAA
Cyanistes caeruleus (blue tit) is the source of this 6857-nucleotide messenger RNA. NCBI's taxonomy places the organism in Eukaryota, Metazoa, Chordata, Aves, Passeriformes, Paridae. The record is from RefSeq and is a predicted model, not a curated record.